AGAGGAGCCUCUCCAAAGAUUUUUUUUUCUUCUAAGUAACUCGAAAUGAGUUCAAAUGUGUGUUGGUUGUGUUUGGUGAUGACGAUGGUCGGAACUCCGGCGAUGGCCGCCGGAAGUUAUGGAGGUUACGGGCCUUACGGCGGAAGUAUGUGGCGUCAGGCCUAUGCCACCUUCUACGGCGACGAAACCGGCAGCCCCACCAUGGGAGGGGCAUGUGGGUACGGUAACCAAAUGGCGAAUGGCUACGGUCUGUCGACGGCGGCGCUGAGCACGACGUUGUUCAACGACGGCUACGCCUGCGGCCAAUGUUUCGAGAUCCGAUGCGUCUCGUCGCCGAAUUGCUACGGGGGUUAUACAUCCACCGUCGUGACCGCCACCAACCUCUGCCCUCCCAACUGGUCACAAGACUCCAACCAUGGUGGCUGGUGCAAUCCGCCACGUGUCCACUUCGACAUGACCAAGCCUGCUUUCAUGAGGAUCGCUAACUGGAAAGCUGGCAUCAUCCCCGUCUCCUACCGCAGGGUACCAUGCAGAAGGAGUGGAGGGAUAAGGUUCCAGUUCCAGGGGAACGCGUACUGGCUCCUGGUGUACGUGAUGAACGUGGGGGGCUCGGGUGACGUGGGGAGCAUGGCGGUGAAAGGGUCGAGAACGAAUUGGAUAGCGAUGAGCCACAACUGGGGAGCGUCGUACCAGGCCUUCUCCACCCUCUACGGCCAAUCCCUCUCUUUCAGGAUCACCUCUUUCACCGACCGCCGCACCAUCUACGCUUGGAACGUCGCUCCUCCCAGCUGGCAGACCGGCAUGACCUACAAAAGCGCCGUCAACUUCCGGUGAUUCAGUCUAUACAUACACACGCACAUAUAUAUAUAUAUAUAUAUAUGUAUGUUUUCUUUAUCGUAUCAUCUUGUGAUCUUUCCCUUCGAUGUUUAGAAAGAGUUCUUGACACGUUAGUACGGUUGAUUAGAAUUUGGUCUCAUGUUUCAGAGAGGCGUUCUUGAAUUUUCUCUGUGUUUGGCUCUUUUUUUCCCAAUCGUUGACUACC
Tarenaya hassleriana is the source of this 1042-nucleotide messenger RNA. Its product is annotated as expansin-A18-like. The transcript is spliced from 3 exons. The coding region runs from base 46 to 834 and encodes 262 amino acids. Gene Ontology annotation, cellular component: extracellular region. The record is from RefSeq and is a predicted model, not a curated record. Gene Ontology annotation, biological process: plant-type cell wall organization. Lineage: Eukaryota; Viridiplantae; Streptophyta; Magnoliopsida; Brassicales; Cleomaceae.